Messenger RNA from Pieris macdunnoughi, 1611 nucleotides. Lineage: Eukaryota; Metazoa; Arthropoda; Insecta; Lepidoptera; Pieridae. The record is from the annotation of a GenBank genome assembly.
AUGGUUUCACUUAAUCCCAUCAGAAUAUUGAAGAAUGAAGCAGAAGAAGAAAAGGGUGAGGUAGCUCGGAUGUCCAGCUUUAUUGGUGCCAUUGCUAUUGGUGAUUUAGUCAAAAGCACUCUUGGCCCCAAAGGAAUGGACAAAAUCUUAGUUUCUUAUGGUAGAAACGCUGGCCAGAUAGAGGUUACAAAUGAUGGUGCUACUAUUCUUAAAUCAGUGGGUGUAGACAACCCUGCAGCAAAAAUUCUGGUUGAUAUGUCAAAAGUACAAGAUGAUGAAGUUGGAGAUGGAACAACAUCAGUUACUGUGCUUGCUGCUGAACUUCUUCGAGAAGCAGAAAAGCUUGUUGAACAGAAAUUGCAUCCGCAAACAAUAAUAGCAGGUUGGCGCAUAGCUGUUGAAGCUGCCAAACUAGCCCUUUCAGAUGCUAGCUUUGAUCAUGCAAAGAACUUAAAUGAUGCAGCAUUACGAGCUGACUUGGAGAAUAUUGCCCGUACUACACUGAGUUCCAAGAUCCUUUCAAAUCACAAAGAGCAUUUCACAAAAUUAGCAGUUGAUGCAGUAUUAAGGCUUAAAGGUUCUGGCAACUUGAAAGCAAUUCAAAUUAUCAAGAUCUCUGGGGGUGUUCUCGAAGAAUCCUUCCUGGAUGAGGGAUUUCUAUUGAAUAAGAAGGUUGGAGUACAUCAGCCAAAACGCAUUGAGAAUGCAAAUAUAUUAAUUGCAAACACACCUAUGGACACCGAUAAAAUCAAAGUUUUCGGUUCAACGAUCAAAGUGGAUUCUAUGGCGAAAAUCGCUGAACUGGAAGUCGCUGAGAAGGAGAAAAUGAAGGACAAAGUCAACAAGAUUCUGGCUCACAAGUGCAAUGUCUUUAUUAACAGGCAGUUAAUCUACAAUUACCCAGAGCAGUUGUUCGCUGAUGCAGGUGUCAUGGCCAUUGAGCAUGCUGAUUUCGAUGGAAUUGAAAGAUUGGCACUUGUCACCGGUGGUGAAAUUGUCUCCACCUUCGAUUCUCCUGAAAAAGUCAAGUUGGGACACUGCAAAGUCAUUGAACAGGUUCUAAUCGGUGAUGAAUGCCUGAUUCGUUUCUCGGGAGUCGAACUGGGAUCGGCUUGUACUAUCGUCAUCCGUGGAGCCACUCAACAGGUCAUUGACGAAGCUGAACGGUCCCUUCACGAUGCUUUGUGUGUACUUGCAGCUACUGUUAAGGAGCCUAAAGUUAUAUACGGAGGAGGUGCAAGCGAAAUGUUGAUGGCCGAAGCUGUGUCCCGUGCCGCGACCCGUAUCGCUGGAAAGGAGGCUGCCGCAGCUGAAGCGUUUGCGAUCGCUUUGCGGCGUCUGCCGCAAGCUGUGGCUGACAAUGCCGGUUAUGACAGUGCUGAGCUGAUUGCACGGCUCAGAGCGAAACAUGCACAGGGGGAGAAAACUAUGGGAUUAGAUAUGGAUAAAGGUAUAGUUGGUGAUAUGAAGACUUUAGGUAUAACAGAAUCGUAUGUAGUCAAACGCCAAGUGCUGCUCUCGGCCGCCGAAGCAGCUGAGAUGAUUCUUCGUGUUGACAACAUUCUGAAGGCUGCCCCGCGCCGCCGUGGACCGGACCGCCGUCCAUGCUAA